This is a messenger RNA of Aegilops tauschii subsp. strangulata, 552 nucleotides long. Lineage: Eukaryota; Viridiplantae; Streptophyta; Magnoliopsida; Poales; Poaceae. The record is from RefSeq and is a predicted model, not a curated record.
AUGCGUCUCCCCCCGAAAUUCCGGGUCCAAACCCUAGUUUUUCCCCUCUCGCCCGCCGGACAUGUCCGUCCCGGACCGGACGAGACCCCGCCGCCGCUCCUAGCCUCUCCCGUCGCGCCACCUGUCGCCUCCGUCGCCUCCCUCCACCGCGGCCCGCGGGGCCCGAAGCAGGCCCGCGCGAGCCCGCACGAGCCGCCGCCGACCCUCGCCUCCACCUCGCGCCGACCGCCGCCCGUCCCGCGCCCCGCCGCCACUCGCCCCGGCGACCUCCAUGCCGGAGCCCGUGCCGCGCGUCUCCCGCGCCGGCCGUGGCCGCCGCCGCCGCGCUUCGCCGACGCCGCCUGCGUCCUCCGCCCCGCACCGCCCGACUUCCCGUCGCCGGCCCCCUGUCGCGCUUGCCGCCUCGCUCGCCGGCGCGCGCCGCCCGCCGCCGCCUUCGCUCCGGCCAGAUCCGGGCGGGUGGAUGAGAUCCACCCGUCCCGUGAUCCAAACGCCCCGCCGUCCCGCUCCGCUCCGUCCCGGGAUCUCCCGAUCCAACUUUCGCGGAGGUGA